AUGCCAAAUGGGGCAGAGGCGGUGCUUCACAGUACGAACAGGUUUCUCAACUCCUUUCAUGCAGAUGGUUCCUUGGCCUUGCUUACUGUGGACUUCUCUAAUGCUUUCAACACAGUCGACCGCACAGCCUUCCUCCAAGAGGUUCAUCAGCGUUGCCCGUCAAUCUAUCGGUGGGUCCAAUUUCUUUACGACCAGCCUACUAGGUUGUAUGUUGGUAACGAGUGUAUUGGGGCUACUACCGGAGUGCAACAAGGAGAUCCCUUGGGGCCCCUUCUUUUUGCCCUUGCCUUACACCCUCUUAUUCUCUGGGUUCAGAACCGUUGUAACCUCCUGUUUCAUGCUUGGUACUUGGAUGAUGGGACAAUUAUCGGCAACGCGUCUGAGGUUGCUAAGGCAUUAGACAUCAUCACCGAGGAGGGGCCAUCUCUGGGGCUUUAUCUCAACAUUAAGAAAACAGAGGAUUUUUGGCCGACAUGCGAUGGGCUGAAAAGUCAGGAUGAGCUUUUCCCGAGAGGGAUUGGUAGACCACAGAGAGGGGUUAAACUCCUUGGUGGAGCUGUUAGCCGUGAUCCUAGCUUUAUUGAGGAGUUGGCAGGGCGGCGAGCCUCGGGGGCGGUUGAGCUCAUGAAACUCUUGCCCUGCCUUAGGGAUCCCCAAUGUGAACUCCUUCUGCUAAGGUCGUGCAUGGGGGUUGCUAAGUUACUUUUUGGGUUGCAGACUUGUCAACCCCAUUUGAUGGAAGAUGCGAUAUUUCGGUUCGAUGAUGGCCUCAAGGAGGCUAUAGAAGACAUAGUCGUGGGUGGCGGCCCCUUCUUUGGUGACCUCCAGUGGCGUCUGGCAUCUCUGCCAUUGCGCCUCGGUGGGUUGGGCCUUCUUUCAGCUCGAGAUGUUGGGGCUUAUGCCUUUGUAGCGUCUAGGGCUCAGUCUUGGGAACUACAGGAUCAUAUCCUUUGA
This is a messenger RNA of Helianthus annuus (common sunflower), 954 nucleotides long. RefSeq lists its product as uncharacterized. The transcript has a single exon. NCBI's taxonomy places the organism in Eukaryota, Viridiplantae, Streptophyta, Magnoliopsida, Asterales, Asteraceae. The record is from RefSeq and is a predicted model, not a curated record. The coding region runs from base 1 to 954 and encodes 317 amino acids.